This is a messenger RNA of Ahaetulla prasina, 1868 nucleotides long. RefSeq names its product HtrA serine peptidase 4 (gene HTRA4). The transcript has 9 exons. Gene Ontology annotation, biological process: programmed cell death; positive regulation of apoptotic process; proteolysis. Gene Ontology annotation, cellular component: extracellular region. NCBI's taxonomy places the organism in Eukaryota, Metazoa, Chordata, Lepidosauria, Squamata, Colubridae. Bases 146 to 1672 code for a protein of 508 amino acids. The record is from RefSeq and is a predicted model, not a curated record. Gene Ontology annotation, molecular function: serine-type endopeptidase activity; protein binding.
AGGUCCCUUCGGACUCUGUUAUUCUAUUCUGUGCUAAAGUCCUGGUCUAGAGCCACAGCCCUGAUUCCAUCCUGACGUUCGCCAGUGCCAGCUUAAGUUUUGAUCCCCGAGCCUCUGCCUGUGUGACUACUGGCGGGGGUGGCGGAUGGGUGGCAUCGGCUACCCACGGGCCUCCGCCCCCUUGGCCCCAACCCCGCUGGCAUCCCCGCAUAAAACCUGCGAGCCAUCGGCGCGGCUACCUAGUCUGGUUCCUGCAGCCACGGACGCUCCAUCCUACGCCAUGGCCCGGUCACCGCUCAUGAUCUUCCUUCUGCCUGCCUUGCUGGCCUCUCCUUCCAGCCCGUUGCCGCCGUGCCCAGCGGAGUGCCAGCGGAUGCGCUGCCCACCGCACUCCCGGCAAGCCUGCCAGGCCGUCGGGGGCGAGCUCCAGCUGGACCGCUGCGGCUGCUGCUGGGACUGCGCUCCGGGCGAGGGUCAGCCGUGCGCUCCAGAGGGCCUCUGCGCCCGGGGCUUCUUCUGCUACCGGGAACCGAACAGCCGCGGACCGGGCACCUGUACUUGCGUCGAGGGGCCGCUGGGCGUCUGCGGCAGCGAUGGGCGCACCUACAGCAGCCUUUGCCAGCUGCGCGCCCGGAACCAUCAGUCCAGCUCUGGCCACCAGCCGCUCGUCAUCCCCGUCCAUAAAGGAAACUGCGGAGAAGCAGGUGCUGUGGACCUCAACAGCCCAAGGAAUAAAUUUAACUUUAUUGCUGAUGUGGUGGAGAAAAUUGCUCCUUCAGUGGUUCACCUGGAACUCUUUCGCAGGCUGCCUUACACAAAGAAAGAAGUUAUGGUUUCCAGUGGUUCAGGCUUCAUUGUAUCUGAAGAUGGUUUAAUCCUCACCAAUGCCCAUGUUCUCGACAAGAAGCAGAGAAUCAAAGUCGAGCUCAAAACUGGCCAUCAGGUGGACGCCCAGGUCAAAGAUGUUGACCAUAAAUUGGACAUUGCUCUGAUCAAAAUAGACACCCAGGUAGCCCUUCCUGUGCUCCUGUUGGGAAGAUCCUCUGAACUUCGGCCUGGGGAGUUUGUGGUGGCGCUGGGGAGUCCCUUCUCCUUGCAAAACACAGUGACAACUGGGAUUGUAAGCAGUACCCAACGGGACGGCCGGGAGCUUGGGAUGAAGGACUCCGACAUGGAAUAUAUCCAGACCGACGCCAUUAUCAAUUAUGGAAAUUCAGGAGGGCCAUUGGUGAAUUUGGAUGGUGAAGUCAUUGGAAUGAAUACUCUGAAAGUUACGGCUGGCAUCUCUUUUGCCAUCCCUUCUGAUCGAAUCCGCCACUUUCUGGAAGAAACUCACAACCGACAGGCGAAAGGUAAGAAAAUUCCCAAGAAGAGGUAUCUGGGACUCCGGAUGGUCCCCCUAACUUUCAAUCUCAUCCAUGAGCUGAGACGGCAUAAUCGAAAUUUUCCCAACCUGAGCUCGGGUGUCUAUGUUUAUGAAGUGAUACCAGGAACAGCUGCUGCAAGAGCUGGCCUGCAAGAUGGAGAUGUCAUCACAGCCAUAAACGGGAAACAAGUCACCUCAACCCGGCAUGUGACAGAGGCCAUUCGAAACAACCGCAUCCUGGCAGUAAUAGUGAGACGAGGAAAUGAAGACACCAUUCUGACAGUAACUCUCGACGAAAUCAAUUAAACUGGACCUUGUGACCCAAGGGGUUUUUGAAUCUUUAAUUGCUCUCGAUAAGAAACAGCUUAGGAAAAAUCCAUAGUUUAUGGAUAGUUCUCUUUCCUGAAUGUACAGUAUAUAUAAAUUGAUCCAGGCACACAUUAAAUAAUAAUAUUAAUAAUAAUAAUAAUAUCAGAGUUGGAAGGGACCUUGGAGGCCUUCU